This is a messenger RNA of Hypomesus transpacificus, 1714 nucleotides long. It is a transcript of the gene kpna7, whose product is annotated as karyopherin alpha 7 (importin alpha 8). The transcript has 13 exons. Gene Ontology annotation, biological process: NLS-bearing protein import into nucleus. The coding region runs from base 19 to 1644 and encodes 541 amino acids. Gene Ontology annotation, cellular component: cytoplasm; nucleus. The record is from RefSeq and is a predicted model, not a curated record. NCBI's taxonomy places the organism in Eukaryota, Metazoa, Chordata, Actinopteri, Osmeriformes, Osmeridae. Gene Ontology annotation, molecular function: protein binding; nuclear import signal receptor activity.
UCGUUGACAUUCAGAUGCAUGCACGAGUAUUGGAAUCAGUUUGAUACAAAGAAGACCCAUCCAUAUACUUGUGCUUUAAAGUUCACCAUGCCGACGAAGAAUGUUGUGGAUGAACGUAUGACCAAGUUCAAAAACAAGGGGAAAGAACCUGCGAAACUUCGUGAGCGUCGAAUCGCUGAGUGCGUUGAGUUACGGAAAGCACAUAAGAAUGAGAACUUCUUGAAAAGGAGAAACAUUUCUACUCUACCGGACGACAAGGCUUUGUCACCGGAGUACAUAGCUGAUAAUCACGAGGCCAUUAGUACAGCAAUCGAGGACAUAAUUGGCCACGUGAACAGUGACUGCAAGGACAGGCAGGCUCGAGGUUGCCAAGCUGCCCGGAAGCUGCUGUCUCGGGAGCGAAACCCUCCACUGAAGGAGAUCGUGGAUGCGGGGCUGCUCUCCCGCUUUGUGGAGUUCCUCGGCAGAGAUGACGACCAGACUCUGCAGUUUGAAGCUGCGUGGGCGCUCACGAACAUCGCGUCUGGCACCUCGUGGCACACACAGCAGGUUGUUGAACAUGGCGCAAUACCGGCCUUCAUAUCACUGCUGUCGUCUCCCAUGCUGCAUAUCAGUGAGCAGGCUGUCUGGGCACUGGGUAAUAUCGCAGGCGACGGGGCGGCGUAUCGAGAUGCUCUGAUCGAAUGCAACGUCAUUCCUGCGCUGCUGACUCGCAUCACCCCCGACACUCCUGUGGGCUACCUGCGGAACCUGACUUGGACCCUGUCCAACCUCUGCCGCAACAAGAACCCCUUCCCACCCAUGUCGGCCGUGAAGCAGUUGCUGCCCUCCCUGAUCCAGCUGCUUCACCUGAGCGAUAAGGACAUCCUGUCGGACGCCUGCUGGGCCGUCUCCUACCUAACGGACGGCGCCAACGAGCGCAUCGACGUCGUGGUGACGACGGGCAUCGUGCCCCGUCUGGUGGCACUCAUGGGAUUCGAGGAGCUGACCGUGGUGACACCAGCCCUGCGGUCCAUAGGAAACAUCGUAAGCGGCUCAGACGUGCAGACCCAGGCGGCUAUCGAUGCCGGCGUGCUGGCGGCGCUGCCCCUGCUGAUGAAGCACCCCAAGGCCAGCGUCCAGAAGGAGGCUGCCUGGGCCGUGUCCAACAUCGCGGCGGGUCCCUGUCAGCAGAUCCAGCAGCUGAUCACCUGCGGUCUGAUCCCGCCGCUCGUAGACCUGCUUCGAAACGGGGACUUUAAGACCCAGAGGGAGGUGGUGUGGGCCAUCACUAACUUCACCAGCGGAGGCACUGUGGAGCAGGUGGUCCACCUGGUGCAGAGUGGUGCGCUGGAAGGCGUUCUCGCCAUGCUGCAGGUCAAAGAUGCCAAGACCAUCCUGGUCAUCCUGGACUCCAUCAACAACAUGUUCAUAGCAGCUGAAAAGCUUGGGGAGGUUGAGAAGCUGUGUCUGUUGGUGGAGGAACUUGGAGGGCUGGACCGCAUUGAGAUGUUGCAGAACCACGAGAAUGACACUGUGUACCGAGCCGCCCAGAGUCUCAUUGAAAAGUACUUCAAUGAUGAGAAGGAUUGUCUGAAGACUGAAGCCACAGAGUCUGGCUUUGUGUUCCACACCCCAGAAGUCCAGAAGACCUUUGAGUUUUAAUACCACACACUACCCUUUUCAUGCCCUGAUGUCAUAUUUAAAAAUGAAACUAAUAAAAUUAUAUUUUUGG